UAUACUCUCUUCCCUGCGCGGCAACGAGGCGAAGCGGGAGGUUGGGGAGGGCACGGUAUAAAAGUAGGGAGUAAAAAAUAUACCACAAGUGUAAAGGAAAGACCAAUCUUGCCCCCACCCUCCCCCAAAGAACUUUUAAGCAUCCGGACAGUGCUGUAUAUCCGUUUUUUAAAUGGAAGCGGAUAGUUUUAUGACGAGACGCCGGAUGACUUCGGAAACUGCCGGCGGGGACAGCAGUGUCACUGGUUCAGGAGCUGCUGCGGAGAUUCGCUGGUUUGGUAGACGGUUUCUGGACGUAUCGGACGGGAUUAUGAGCAGUCUGGCUCCAAGGAGUGGAGGUGAUACGGAGCUAUAUCACUUGCAACAGCAAACCUCUUCAGAGGCCGACGUUAUCCCCCAGGCUGAUUAUGAAGGUCUACCGCAAGGAGCGUCAGUUUCAACGCACAUGUUGGCUGGAGCUGUGGCUGGAAUUAUGGAGCACUGCUUGAUGUAUCCGGUCGACUGUGUUAAGACAAGGAUGCAGAGCCUUCAACCUGAGCCUGCUGCACGUUACCGGAAUGUGAUGGAUGCUCUCUGGCGCAUCAUCAGGACUGAAGGAAUUUGGCGCCCUGUGCGAGGCUUAAAUGUUACAGCAAUAGGGGCGGGUCCAGCGCAUGCACUCUACUUUGCCUGCUACGAGAAGCUGAAAAAGACACUUGGUGAUAUCAUCCAUCCGGGUGCAAACAGCCAUGUGGCUAAUGGUACUGCUGGGUGUGUAGCUACAUUACUUCAUGAUGCUGCAAUGAAUCCAGCUGAAGUGGUGAAGCAGAGAAUGCAGAUGUUCAACUCUCCUUACCGCAGCGUUUUAGACUGUAUGAGAGCGGUAUGGCAGAAGGAAGGCCCAGGGGCUUUCUAUCGCAGCUACACUACACAACUCACCAUGAAUGUCCCUUUCCAAGCCCUGCAUUUCAUGGCCUACGAGUAUCUACAAGAAUUGCUCAAUCCUCAUAGACAGUAUAAACCUUCUACACACAUGAUAUCAGGAGCACUUGCAGGAGCACUGGCAGCAGCAGCUACUACUCCACUGGACGUUUGCAAGACGCUGCUGAAUACACAGGAAUCGCUGGCUCUGAACUCCCUCAACAUGAAUGGACAUAUCUCGGGUCUGGCCCAUGCUUUUCGGACUGUCUACAGGCUGGGUGGUAUUCCUGCAUAUUUCAAGGGAGUACAGGCUAGGGUCAUCUACCAGAUGCCUUCAACAGCUAUCUCCUGGUCAGUCUAUGAGUUCUUUAAAUAUUUUAUUACCAAACACCAGCAUGAAAAAAGAAAAGCACUCUAAACAUUCAGUGUUCCCUAUAACCAAAAGAUUUUUUUUUGACUUUCCAUAGAAAGAAAUGUGCUUAUAGACAAGCAUAAAAUCUAUCUUUCACCAGAGAAGGUGAUUUACUUCUCAUUUCACUAGUGUAUUAGAUGGAUAUUAUACUCUUCAGAGGGUAUUAAAUUUGUUGCAGCAGUGCAUUUGAAAAACAGUUCCAAAAUCCAAAAUGCAAGUCAAAAUGCAGUUGGCCAGAAGGUGGCAGUAUUGAGCUUUUCACCUGCUCUAUAACACAGUCGUGCUAAAUAGCAGAAUACAGAAUCUUUUAAUGAUGAUGGAUGAUGAUGGAUAAUCAAGUCAUUCAAACCUAAGACGUGCAGUUUUUGUUUAAAUUCAGAAGGUAGUAUAACCUUUCAGGUUCCUGUAUAACACCAGGCUGUUUAUGCUUUUGAGAUACAAAGAUGUGAACUGUGUCAGUUCACAUUGUUAGGCUGUAUUAAUUUUUACUAAAAUGGUAAAGAUGUCCUACAGUGAUUUAGGAAGGCAUCUAAAUAUGAUCACAUUCUGGUAUCUAUUCCAUCUUUAUUGAUAAAUUUAAAUAAGGACAUUUCCAGUCUUAUUCCAGAACUUCAAAAAGUGAUAAAUUUAGAGUACCAUCAUUUUACUAAAAUAUAUUAACAUGUGCCUACUUUUUGUGUAUUAAGAACUCCUUUUUAAGUGACAUUUCCAAUUCAUCAACAUUCAUAAAGACUAAAUGUGCUUCACAGAAGUCACACUAAUGUAUAAGAUUUGUGAUAUCAAAUCUGCCAGGUGAGAAGGGUGGAAACAUUUAGGAAUAUGCCUUUUUUUCCCCAGUUAUCCUACAAUUGUGUGGUUGGUAUUAAUCUAUCAUCUUCAAGUACACACUGUUUUAAGUGUAUUCGUAAAGAAGAUACAUUUCUGUAUUUUGUAUGACUAAAUUGUGUUACUAAUGUAUCCUUAUUGGAUGGAUUUUCUUUCUCGUAUAUGGAUGCAUUUUAAAAAUGCCAUUAAGUUAUCAAUAUAAAAAGGAGGCCACAAGAAAUAAUCCUGUUUUCAUCUGUGAGAAGACAUGUGUAGAUGUACUGAAUUUUGCUUGUCUAAUAAUCACAUUCACUGAACAUCUCAGUAUGUUGCUAGCUUACUCUGAAAAUGUAAGCAGCGCACAAUUAUAAAGAGAUUUUGUAAUUGCCACUAAACAAAUUUUACGUACAAAUUGCCUUAAUGGGUGGUAUAACAAAGGAUCACUGUUUACUGUUAAUGCAUCUUUCGAGGCAGCUGCUGUAUCGUUCCUGAACAAGGCAAAGUUGCAUAAUCCAAUUGGCUUUGCUUGAAAAUUUUUGGGGAAAUGCUUUAAUAUGUACUUUGUUCCAGGGUCAACAUUUUAGCUAUAAUUUGACCAUCCUAAAGGAUUCAUGUCUGGAUUACCUGUACUUUCUAUUAACCAUCAAUAAACCAAAGGCAAGAGAGGUUCAUCCAUGGAA
Molecule: messenger RNA, 2796 nt
Organism: Polypterus senegalus (gray bichir)
Lineage: Eukaryota; Metazoa; Chordata; Cladistia; Polypteriformes; Polypteridae
Gene: slc25a28
Product: solute carrier family 25 member 28
Exons: 4
Coding region: 173-1318 (381 amino acids)
Biological process (GO): iron import into the mitochondrion
Cellular component (GO): mitochondrial membrane
Molecular function (GO): ferrous iron transmembrane transporter activity
Source: RefSeq, a predicted model, not a curated record